AAAUUAUGACGCAAUCAACUGACUAGAUUGAGCUGAGACGAACGUGGUGUUUGACUGAGCAAUUUUUGCUGGAAGGAAUUGGAAAAACACGCGGUUCUACGGGUUUUCUUAAGUCAUAUGAUAUAAACAUGGCUUCUUCUGUGAUAUUAGCCGGACUUGGCCUAGCUGCUGUUGGGUACCUAGGGAGACUAGCUAUACAGACAGGAAAGCUUGUACAACAGAAUUCAUCAAAGAUGCCCAAAUUUAACUUCAACACCUAUUACAAAGGGGGAUUUGAACCCAAGAUGUCAAAGAGAGAAGCAAGUUUGAUUUUGGGAGUAAGUGCAUCAGCAGCCAGGGGUAAAGUAAGGGAUGCGCACCGGAAGAUCAUGCUUCUAAACCAUCCUGACAGAGGUGGUUCCCCUUAUCUUGCAACCAAGAUCAACGAAGCCAAGGACUACCUGGAGAGUCAAGGAAAGAAAUUAUGAUGACACUGACCAUCGUCUGCUCCUUGAACUAUUUAGAGACUUGAAUUUGACAACGGUUGUUGUUGUUGAUGUGAUCAAUGAAAUAAUGAGGAGAAAAGUAACCAAAGAGAAAAGGGAUGUCCGAUGCUCUCCUAAAUGUUCCACCGUAAAUGUUGGUUGGUGUUGUCAUUCAUCUAUUGGAAGACUACUCAGAAGGACUCAUGAGCUCUACCCAGCUCGAAUGGGAAUAAGAAGAAAAAGAUUAACCAGAUCUAUUUUUAAACCAUCUUGCUCAUUCUUCCUAAGUCUCUCUUUUUAUGAUCAAGACUCAACACUUACAUGUGUCUGGUGCACUUGUCCCCCCCCCCCCCCCUCAAAAAAAAAUGUAUCUAGACUCCCCAAAUUGUGGAAACUAAAAUGGCCCCAAUUUUAGAGAUCCAUGGUGAAAAAAGUAGUGUGGAGCCCUACAGCUUAUGCUUCUUAUUAUGUCAAUACUAAAUCUAAUGCAAUCACAAAUCUUGUUACUUAUCAAAAAUUACUUUGUUAAAAUGCAUGCUCUAAAUGUUUUUUAAACAGCAAUAUAAAUUGCAUGUGUGGAUAAUGAUGUGAUAUGUACAGUAUUUAGAGGACUGCGAUGCACACUGCUUUUUCUUCAUUUCAUCUGUGUUU
Messenger RNA from Strongylocentrotus purpuratus (purple sea urchin), 1115 nucleotides. RefSeq names its product mitochondrial import inner membrane translocase subunit TIM14. The coding region runs from base 129 to 467 and encodes 112 amino acids. Gene Ontology annotation, cellular component: PAM complex, Tim23 associated import motor. Gene Ontology annotation, molecular function: ATPase activator activity. NCBI's taxonomy places the organism in Eukaryota, Metazoa, Echinodermata, Echinoidea, Camarodonta, Strongylocentrotidae. The record is from RefSeq and is a predicted model, not a curated record. The transcript has 6 exons. Gene Ontology annotation, biological process: protein import into mitochondrial matrix.